Molecule: messenger RNA, 5153 nt
Organism: Cloeon dipterum
Lineage: Eukaryota; Metazoa; Arthropoda; Insecta; Ephemeroptera; Baetidae
Product: carboxypeptidase D-like
Exons: 22
Coding region: 116-4681 (1521 amino acids)
Biological process (GO): peptide metabolic process; protein processing
Molecular function (GO): metallocarboxypeptidase activity; zinc ion binding
Source: RefSeq, a predicted model, not a curated record
UUGCUCUGCCUUUUAAAUUGCAUUCGCAGUUUGGAGGCAUUUUAAAAUUCCAGCAACCUCUGCCAGUGCGAACAGCAAAAUGUCAUGACGACUGCUUGAAAAAAUACGAGGGAAAAUGCAAGUGUCCGCUGUGAUCACACUUUUGUCCUUGUCCCUCCUGGGCCGUAUCCAGGCUGCGGACGAUCUGCACUUCGCUCACCGUUCCUAUGAAGAGCUGACGCUAUGGCUGAACGAGACGUCGACCCAUUACCCCCGACUGGCCAAUUUCUACUCCAUAGGACAGUCAGUCCAGGGGCGAGAACUGUGGGUGCUGCGCCUGGCCGAGGAUGUGCAGGCAGGGCGUCCGGUCGGGCGUCCGAUGUUCAAGUGGGUGGCCAACAUGCACGGUGACGAGACGGUCGGACGGGCCCUAGUCAUCCUCAUGGGCGAGUACCUGCUCAAGAUGUACGGCAAGGACGAAAGGGUCACUGCCCUGCUCAAUUCGAUCGAACUCCACCUGAUGCCGUCCAUGAACCCUGACGGAUUCGCUGCAGCUAAAGAGGGAAACUGCGAUUCUCUAUCAGACUACAGAGGCAGGAACAACUACAACCGUGUGGACCUGAACAGAGACUUUCCAGACCAAUUCGACAGAGUAAAAAAAGACUAUUUUCAAUACAUCAUAGAAGGAAGGCAGAAGGAAACCGUGCUGAUCAUGACGUGGAUCUCAAAUAAUCCCUUCGUGCUCUCUGGGAAUUUACACGGUGGAGCCGUUGUCGCCAGCUACCCUUUCGACGACACAGGGGGCCCUGAGGAAGGUGGUGUCGCGUCUCCCACGCCAGACAACAGCCUGUUCAUCAGUCUGGCCAAGCUGUACGCGGACGGACACACUUUGAUGAAAAACAACAUUAAGUGUGAGGCAGGAGACCAUUUUCCUGGAGGCGUCACAAACGGAGCUCACUGGUACAAUGUUCAAGGUGGCAUGCAGGAUUACAACUACUUGCACUCAAACUGCUACGAAGUGACCUUUGAGCUGUCUUGUUGCAAAUAUCCAGCUAGCAAGGAGCUCAGCAAUGAAUGGAUAAAAAACAAAGAAGCUAUGCUGUCCUUCAUGGAGGCGACACACUGGGGUGCUAAAGGAGUUGUCCGUUCGUCCAAUGGCAGUCAGGGAAUUAGUGGUGCCCAAAUAUUGGUCAAGGGCAACUCGCACAUAAUCUCUACCUCUGACAGAGGAGAGUUUUGGAGGCUCCUCUUACCUGGCACCUACGAAAUCACGGUCAAUGCUACAGGGCACAAUCCGCAAACAAAAUCAGUGACCGUCACAAAGGACCACACUGCCGUGCUUGAUUUUGAGCUGGAAAGCACAAAUUCAUUGCCAAGCAAAUCCCCAAGAAUUGAUAAUUUGACUUCUCAAAAGGGCCUGCAAGUGAUACCUGCUCCCAAGGUGCAACCUCUCCCAAAGUUUUUUCACCAUGACCACUCUGCCCUUUUUAAAGACCUUUUGACUCUGACUAAAAACUAUCCAAGCAUCACUCGACUUUAUUCAAUCGGCAAAAGUGUUAAGGGGAAGGAUUUGUAUGUCUUGGAAAUUUCCGACAACCCUGGAGUUCAUGAACAAGGUGAACCGGAGGUAAAACUUGUUGCAAACAUGCAUGGAAACGAAGUGGUCGGGCGAGAAGUGCUUAUCACUCUGGCCCACUGGCUUUGUUCCAACUAUGGCGUGAACGAAACUGCAACCUCAAUAGUGGAUUCGACUCGUUUGCAUUUGAUGCCAACCAUGAAUCCAGAUGGAUAUGAAAUGUCGUCACCAGACUCAAAAGAUAGCAUGAUGGGAAGAAACAACGCGCAUGACGUGGAUCUGAACAGAAAUUUUCCAGAUCAGUACCAGAACUUCAAUGAAAUUCCUAAUGCUGAACCUGAAACCAUGGCUGUGAUGGAGUGGACCAGAUCUUACCCUUUUGUUCUCUCAGCCAACCUCCAUGGCGGCUCAGUCGUCGCCAAUUAUCCCUUUGAUGGCCAGGCGCCUGGUCAGGCUAAGGGCCAGGCCAAUUUAGCACCUGACAAUGCCGUCUUCCAACACUUGGCUCACCUUUAUGCCAGGAACAAUCCAUCCAUGAUGAGAGGCCCGCAGUGCAAGCUGCGUACCAAGGAACUCUUCCACGAGGGGACAGUGAAUGGCGCUUCAUGGUACGCCGUUUAUGGAGGGAUGCAAGACUGGAACUACAUCUUCCAAGAUUGUUUCGAGUUGACCGUUGAGAUGAGCUGCAACAAGUACCCACCUGCGGAUGCCCUGCUGGGUUAUUGGACUGAAAACAAGGAUUCGCUGCUGCAUUUUGUACAGCAGGCUCACAUAGGGCUCAAAGGAUUCGUGCUGGACAAUAGUGGCCAGCCAGUACAAGGCAGUUUCCUUGAGGUGGACGGAAUUGAUCACAAGACCAGAGUGACGCCAAAUGGCGAGUACUGGAGGCUGCUAAUGCCCGGCACCUAUCUCAUCACCGCUUAUGCCUCUGGAUACGAAUCUUCUCCUGUUCUGGUAAAUGUGAAUGAGAGCCUAAACUUCAAUUUCACAAUGAUGCCUGCAAAUUUAAACGAGUGGUCGAAAUUAAAAGACUUCAACAUUGCUGAAAACAUGAGCCCGACUUUUUCCUACAUGAGAAACGUUGAGAUUGAAGGCGUGCUGUUCAACCUCGAAAGACUUUUUGAAACCUUUAACGAAUUUGAAAAAAUCGAGAAUGAAUAUAAUGUCAUCACAGUCGGCACAGAGGCUCGAGUUCCAUCUGAAAAAAUGAACAUUUUGCUGAUUGGAGGGCUACAGCCUGACGAGCCAAUUGGAAGAGAAAUUCUUGUGAGAUUCGCUCGCCACUUGACAAUCGGCGCGCAAAAAUCCAACCCUGCAAUCAUGAAUCUGCUCAGUAAAGCGUCAUUCAUAAUUGUCCCUGGCGCAAACAAUCAGUUCGACCGUGUUAGAGCGUCUUGUACACCUGAGCAAAGAGGAUACACAAACCAGAGCAGAAAGGUAGAGCAGUUGGUCGAGAAAGUUAUCACUGAAUGGGACAUUGACUUUGCAAUAUCGUUUGGGAGCGGAGGAUACUAUUUUGAAAUUCCUUCCAGUGGCACCAGUGAGCAGACCAAAUUUUUCAAGAACCUUGAGAUGCAUUUUAAGAUGGGCCACAGUGUGUUUUCCAAGACUAACACAUUCUGUGCUGUGAACAGGACCAAUGAAGAAUUCACUCCCAAUCAAAUCUACUCUAAAUAUUCAGUUCCUAUGGUUUCUGUGCAUUUGGGAUGCUGCAUAUACCCGCCUGCAACUCAAAUUCCUAUUCUAUGGAGACAAAACUUGGGCGGCAUACUGAACUUGGUUACUGCAGCUUUGCAAGGCGUGACUGGUCGAGUAAUGGACGAUGAAGGAAAUGCCUUGCGAGAGGCCAGCGUCGUUGUGCUCGGCUCGAACAGCAAAGUGACCUACUCCAUGAAUGAGGCUAUCUUCCGCUCGAUCCUGCCGUCAGGCGAGCACAGAGUCAAGGUCUCCGUGCCAGGCUACCCAGAGAAAACGCUAAAUGUGACCGUGGAGACAGGCCGGCUGAAGCACCUGGAGUUCAUAAUGGGGCCGUCAAGGCACUAUGACACCAAGUCACAGAACUGGCUCAACUCACUUUGCAAUUUCUACCCCUCAGUCGCCAAGCUGAUCAAAAACGAGGAUUUCAAAUAUUUGCAAUUGGGAUUCAACCGAGUGGGUCACGCGACAACGCCAUGCACCGCAGUCAUCUUCACAUGCCACUCAGACCCUUGCCCAGCGAGGGAAGCUGCCAAGGGCGUUGCCAACACCAUUAUCGAGAAAUUCGCAGAAUUUAAAGACGAGGGCAGUCUCCUUCAGGCCACCAGUGUCAACAUCCUGCCGUGGCUAUUAGAAGCCAAUGAGCCCAGCGAAGAGAGUAUUUUGAAGUGGAUUGAAACGCACCAGCCCUCUCUAGUAAUUUAUCUUAAUAAUGGGAAAAGUCCAGGCGUCAGCAUUCCUAGGACUGACAGUAGUGACUCUAAGCUUCAGGUGUUGAAAAAUGCGAUGGAACUCGUUUUCUUAAACAACACUCAGUUACCAGAGUCUCCAAAAGAUUCAUUUGUGAACAAAAUCAACUCGCGAAUUGAUACCGUGGCCCUCGAAUUCGGCGUGAACGGCAAGUACAACGCGUCACUGCUGCAGUCGUUGGUGGCCCUGCAGGUGGAUUAUGGCGUGACGGUGCUGGUGAUGGAUGACAUAAAGGACGUGAUGCUGCAUUCAUCAGAGAUAGAAAUCAAGUCGCACAAUCUGAACGCCACAGUUAAGCCAAAACGAGGCCUGAUGUGGCGACCACUGCCCCCUGGCGAGUAUGCCUUCUACGUCUCGUCACCUAACUACCUGCCGCUGGUGCACGACUUCAAACUGGCCACCAAGAGUCACGAAACGAUCGUGCUGCGGCUCGUUGAGGACCCCACCUUCCUGGGCGUUUCGACCAUCACCCUUAUUUUCAUCUGCGGCUUGCUGACGCUCGGAGCGGCCACCGUGACCGUGCUCAGGGCGGCAAUUCAGUAUAAGAGGUCUGCCGCGCAGAACCGCAGGUCGCACAGGACUCACAGCAGUGGUGAAAUUUCCACGAGCAAGUAUAUGGACGUCGCCAUCGACUCAGACGAGGCGGACGAGGACGAUGACAGGGACAGCUCGUCUUCCUGACACGCACCUUGUGAUUUUGUAACUGUGUAGUUUUAAUUUUUGAAACUUGAUCAAAGCCCUGAUAAAAUUAAUGGUAUUAAAAGCUAGCUCAAAUUUUAUUGGUGCACAAGAAAGAGCUUAAUCUUUGUAAAUUUGCUAUGUAAAAGUCAAUUAUUUUAACUUGCACAAACUUAAUUGGAUUACUCCUGAUAUUAUUUGAUUCCUCAAAAGUGAUUGCAUCAGGAAUACACAUGCUUACAUUUUUAUGUUUUGUUAGCACCUUCUCUGCUGUCUGACACUUGGUAAGGAUUUGAGAGUUUAUUUUGUUAACUAUUAAGUUAUUUAAAUGUACAGUGACUGACCAAAAUGUGACUCAUUUGUAUAACUCAAAAAUGCAGGACUCAAUGGGAACAAAUUGUAACAAAAUAUUUUUUUAUUUAGAUAUAAAAGCCGAAAAAUCUGUCAUUGUCAAAAUAAAACUAUCGGAAUUAAA